UUGAGCUCUGGAGGACGCUGCCGUUCUGGGCUGGAAUCUGAAGUCAUUAGGCUGACUGUCCUCUGUAACACCCUUCUCUUGUUUUGCAGACCAUUGCUGCUGCAGUACAUGAUUACUGCAGUCAGUGUUUCUUUUUGCCCAAUCCCCAAAAGGAAACCAGGCAGCGGCAUGGAAGGAAAGAAUCAAACAGUUCUCUUUGAAUUCAUCAUUUUGGGAUUCUCUGAUCUAACUGAUUUACAAUUUUUACUUUUUACCAUCUUCUUUCUGACCUAUAUGUGUACUUUGGGAGGAAAUAUCUUCAUUAUCCUGGUGACUGUGGCUGAUCCACAUCUACACACCCCCAUGUAUCAUUUUCUGAGGAAUUUGGCCUUUCUUGACAUCUGCUACACCACCACCAACGUCCCCCAGAUGAUGGUGCAUCUCCUGUCAGCGAAGAAGAGCAUUUCCUAUUUAGGUUGCAUGGCACAGCUUUUUGCAUUUAUUUUCUUCGUGGGAUCAGAGUGUCUCCUCCUGGCAGCCAUGGCGUAUGACCGUUACAUUGCAAUCUGCAAACCUCUACGGUACUCAGUGAUUAUGAACAGGGCCCAGUAUGGCCGCUUAGCCGCCUCGUGUUGGACUGGGGGUUUCCUCAACUCAGUGGUGCACACAGCACUGACCUUCCACCUGCCCUUCUGUGGCAACAACCAGAUUCAGUAUUUCUUCUGUGACAUCCCCCCUUUGCUGCUGUUGUCUUGUGGGGACACUUCUGUCAAUGAGUUGGCAUUGCUGUCCAUUGGGGUCUUCAUUGGGUGGGCGCCUUUCUUGGGUAUCGUCCUCUCCUACCUCUAUAUUAUCUCUACCAUCUUGAGGAUCCGCUCCUCAGAGGGGAGGCAAAAGGCAUUUGCCACCUGUGCCUCGCACCUGGUCAUUGUCCUUCUGUACUAUGGCAGUGCCAUCUUCACAUACGUGCGGCCCAUCUCAACAUACUCACUGGAGAAAGACAGACUAAUCUCUGUGUUAUACAGUGUCAUUACCCCCAUGCUAAACCCUGUAAUUUACACACUGAGGAAUAAGGACAUCAAAGGGGCCGUGAAGGUGUUGGGGAGAAGGUGGAAGCCACCGAUCCCUUCUUUUGAGAUGUAACUUUCACUCACCUGUAACCAAUAUUCUUGUAUCAGAUAAUUAGCUUUUCCCAGCAGCUGUCUGUACUGAAACUCAACCUACAAGUUCACUGCAGCCUGGGGACAGAGAGUGACCAGCUGACACACUGAAGCCUUAGUGACCAUAUUCUUGAGCUUCAGCUAGUCCUGUGGGAGAGACAUAGAUGUUGCUCUUUUUAGAUCUUUUCUUCUUCGUGAGACUGUCCAUUCCCAAAUCCUUCAUCCUAAAGACGAUGCCACUCUUUCACGCAAUAUGUGCUUGGUGGACAUCACGUCCUGUUACUUCCUUCCUUUUGGUACGACCUCUUACAUGUUGAGGAAUGUGAAACACUUUCUCCUAAUGCUCCUUAUGUGUUCGUUAUAUUUCCCUUCCUAUUACUUAAGUCAUGCUUUUGGCUCUUCUUUCUGUAUUAGGUUCUUCUUAAGAAAGCGUUGUAACCAGGGCACCGAGUUCACAUUACAGCGGUUUUGACAGUGCUGUGUGAGCCACCAGCUGCAUGGGUCCGUGACCAUUCAUAUUCAUGCUGGAAAGAAGAUAGUCAUGGUUUCUCAAUUCCAGUUUACAUUCCUUACUCUGUCCCAGAAGCGGGAUAUGCUAAAGGAUUUUUUCUAGAAAUAAGCCCCCACAGCAGUUCGCUAUAUUGUAAGGUACUUUGAAUUCAGGAAAUCUUUAUCUAAAGUUUAGAACACGGAAUCAGAGAAAAGUAUACAGAAAGGUAACUGCAGAUUUUGGGGGGAAUAGAAACUCUUUGCUGCAUAGUAGCUAUAGUUAGACAAGAGAGUAGGAAUUACAUGUGUUAAAAGUGAAGGUACUAACUUUCUGCUUUUUCUGUGUUAUCACCACGUAGGGGACAGACAUGAAGGCAAGACACGUGGGCAGGCAAAAUGGUGCAGGAAAGAAAUACAGGAAAGGGAGAGAAAAUGACAGAUAAGGACAGAGGCUUGGAGGUGGGGAGAAGAAGCCACUUGCAACGUAGGGAGUAGGGGGCUGGCAGGUGGGGAGAAGAGGCUCAGGGUGGAGGGGCCACCAUCCCUCACCUUUCUCCUGCUCCUAUGAGUGGCUCACGCCUCUAGCCGGUGUCCUGAUUCCCCAUCUGUGUCCUGUCUGGUGUUGGUGGAGUGCCUGUGCUGGCCACCUGUCCCUGCGCACCUCUCCCUUCUGCGGCCCUCUCCUACCGAGCCUCUGUGCAGACCCCCUGUCUUCAUCUGAUGACUGUCUGCAGCCUGUGUGUUUGGUGUUCUAGCAACUGUCUUCUUACAACCUUAUCUCCUUUAGAAACUCUGAAUAACCCUUCCCCACUCAGGGCUCAGGAUUCAUAUUCCCAGUUAUUUCAUCCAAUUCCUCAUCUAUGGCUUGCUUUCCAUUUUCCUUUAUAGUGUCUUUUAAAAAGCAAAGAUGUUUACUUUUGAUGAAUUCCAAUUGGUCAUCAUAUUUUUCUUUCCUUGACUGUUAGUUCUUUGGGUUUUUGUACUCUAAGACAUCUUCACCCACCAUAGAACCACAAAGUACUUUCCUGUAGCUUUUAUAUUUAGGUCUAUGAUCCAACUCAAAUUAAUUGUUGAUGUAAUGUUGAGGGUUAUUUUUGUUCUGAAAACAUACCCGUGUUUUGUUGCGUUAUUGCCACACACCUUGCAGAAAAGACUACCAUUUCCACCUUGCAUUAUCUUGACACCUUGGUAAAAGUUAAUCAGGCACAUAUAUCUUGUUCUAUGUGGAUGCUUUAUGUUGUUCUAUUUAAGCUUAGCCAGCCAAAGACCACCAGGUGUAACCUGUAGUCUGACAAAAAUCAGAUUUACUGAUUUGCAGUGAGGGAGGGCCCUCCAGAGCAACCAGUAUGCAUCACACUUGACCACAGAAAGGAAGCAAGUGUCAUUGGUAAGAUGUGGUUCCCAUCUGAAGAAAUCUGAGCAGGGUCUACGGGAAGCGGGGGUGAUUUCUAAAUGGGGUGGCUGUGGAGAAGGGUUUGGGAGAAGCAGGAAUUUACAAGAGGCUCGGUGCUCUCCUGUGGCCAGGCCUGUUUAGCAGUUAGGUGCCCCAGCCAGAGAUGGCAUAGUAAAUCUGGGUGCUCCUGAGAAGAAAGCAGCCGUCCCCUGAAAUGCUCCUGUAUGCCCUGCUGACUUUGCAGGUGGCAUAUCCGUGUCUGCCCUUCGGCAUGAAUAAUGGCAAGGCUGCUUUCUCCUUCAUCAUUUCAAGCUGAUUUUCACUCUUUCUCUCCCACACAAGUUCUUCUAUUUUUGGCCCCAUGAUCUAUUCAUCUACUGACCCCACAUAGUCAGGUCAGGCUUACUGUAGCUCUGUAGUUAGUCUUGAGGUAGGUGUUUAAAUACUCCAAUUUGUUCUUUUCCAAGAAUGUUUGGGUCAUUCCAAGUAUCUUUGUAUUUACAAAUCAAUUUUAAAACCAAUUUAUCAAUUUCUACUCAAAAGCCUGCUGGAGUUUUAUAAGCAUUGAAAGUAUAGAUCAAUUUGGAGAGACUUUAUAUAGAGCAGUGUUUGCUGAUCUUUUGAAAUUAUCCCCCUAAGGUGGCUUUACCCUAUUCCCCCCUAAUCAUCCCAUCCCCAUGACAUUUUCAUAUCUCAGAUAUACUGUGUAGUUGUUCAUGGACUGUGGCCUUUGGAGGGACAUGAGUCAUUGUGACAUCUAAGAAUUUUUUUGUAUCCCAAGAGCCAAUGUCUACCCCCUUGGGAUCCACGUCAUCCCAGUUUAGGUUACGUGAUGCACAUUAGCAUGUUUUAUCUCUCCAUUUACUUGUGCUUUUUAAAUUCUUCAGCACUGAUUUCUAGUCUUCAGUGUGGAGAUCCUUCCGUGUCGUUUUGGUGAAAUUCAUUCCAAAAUAUUUUAUGGUUUGUGUUUAUGCUCUUGCUUCUGGUUCUCUUCUUUAAAUUUGAUUUCGCAGCUGUUUGUUGCUGGUGUAUAGAAAUAUAGGAACAUAAAUGAUUUUGUGUAAUAAUAUUAUCUACUGAAAGCUUGUUAAUUUUUCUUUUUUUCCCCAGUAACAUAUUUUAAUGAACUAAUUUUGUAUUAGUCUCAAGCACAUACAUUUAAAAGAUAACAAUACAGGGGUGCCUGAGUGGCUCAGUCAGUUAAGUGUCUGACUUUGGCUCAGGUCAUGAUCUGGCGGUUUGUGGGUUCGAGCCCCACCUC
This is a messenger RNA of Felis catus (domestic cat), 4282 nucleotides long. Its product is annotated as olfactory receptor 5V1-like. Lineage: Eukaryota; Metazoa; Chordata; Mammalia; Carnivora; Felidae. The coding region runs from base 109 to 1122 and encodes 337 amino acids. The transcript has a single exon. The record is from RefSeq and is a predicted model, not a curated record. Gene Ontology annotation, cellular component: membrane. Gene Ontology annotation, biological process: G protein-coupled receptor signaling pathway. Gene Ontology annotation, molecular function: G protein-coupled receptor activity; olfactory receptor activity.